Striga hermonthica is the source of this 1092-nucleotide messenger RNA. The record is from the annotation of a GenBank genome assembly. NCBI's taxonomy places the organism in Eukaryota, Viridiplantae, Streptophyta, Magnoliopsida, Lamiales, Orobanchaceae.
AUGACGCCCGUUAAAUCGAGAGUCACGGUGGUCGGAAGCGGGAAUUGGGGUAGCGUCGCCGCCAAGCUCAUCGCCUCGAACACGCUCAGGCUGAAUUCCUUCCACGAUGAAGUGAGAAUGUGGGUGUACGAGGAGAAAUUGCCAACCGGUGAAAAACUCACCCAAGUCAUCAACAGAACAAAUGAGAAUGUUAAAUAUCUCCCCGGCGUUAAGCUUGGUAAAAAUGUUGUUGCUGAUCCCGAUCUUGAAAAUGCAGUGAAGGAUGCCAACAUGUUGGUAUUCGUGACACCUCACCAAUUCAUGGAGGGCAUUUGUAAGAGGCUAGUUGGGAAGAUAAUGCCCAAUGCUGAAGCUAUUUCCCUCAUUAAGGGAAUGGAGGUUAAGAAGGAGGGUCCGUGCAUGAUUUCCUCCCUAAUCUCCGAUCAACUAGGAGUUAAUUGCUGUGUUUUGAUGGGUGCAAACAUUGCAAACGAGAUUGCGGUGGAGAAAUUUAGUGAGGCGACCGUUGGGUACAGAAAAGACAAACAAACUGCUGACCAAUGGGUUCAUCUGUUCAACACUUCAUACUUUAUGGUCUCGGCUGUCCAAGAUGUCGAAGGAGUUGAACUAUGUGGAACGCUGAAAAACGUUGUGGCUAUUGCAGCAGGAUUUGUGGAUGGGUUGGAUAUGGGGAAUAAUACAAAGGCUGCAAUCAUGAGAAUUGGUUUGAGAGAAAUGAAAGCCAUCUCAAAGCUUCUCUUCCCUACUGUCAAAGAUAGUACUUUCUUCGAGAGCUGUGGUGUAGCAGAUCUAAUCACCACCUGCCUAGGGGGACGAAAUAGGAAAUGUGCUGAGGCCUUUGCUAGGAAUGGUGGCAAAAGGUCUUUCGAUGAGCUAGAAGCCGAGAUGUUACAGGGCCAAAAGUUACAGGGCGUCUCAACUGCAAAAGAGGUUUAUGAAGUUUUGAGCCAUCGAAAAUGGUUAGAGCUUUUUCCUCUAUUCUCCACUGUUCAUGAGAUUUGCAUCGGUCAGCUUCCGCCAACAGCCAUAGUCAAAUACCGUGAGCAACCCCCAAAAUUUUCCAUCGUGGAAGGCUCUAUUCAGUUUUUCUAA